AUAUUCCUUGACAGAGUUAAAAAAUAGCAAUGAGGUAUCUAUCAUUUAAUAUAAUUUUUAUAAAUCAUAAGUUGAAACUCUUUGAACUUAUAAAUAUAUUUUUAAAAGUUUGCUGAACAAAGUUCUACUCAUUCACAAAGUUUUACUAAUUCCACUAUUAAAAACUUGAGUUAUUAACAAGUAUCCAAAGAAAACAUUACCUGAAGAGGGAAGCACAUAACCACAUUGUUGCUCACCAUGGCCAGUGACUGGGAAAUCUUCUACAAGCAAACCUUUCCACCUCUUGAAUUUGACAAUGUGUGUGAGAGACUGCGACGCUGGUGCCAAUAUCAUGCCGCCCACAAACACAAAGUGGCACUUGUAACGUCAGGAGGCACCACCGUUCCUUUAGAACGUAACACUGUCAGAUUCUUGGACAACUUCAGCGUUGGCACCCGUGGAGCGGCAUCCUGCGAGCAGUUCCUGCAGCUAGGAUAUGCCGUGGUGUUUGUUCAUCGAGAGGCGUCAGUGCUGCCUUUUGCUCGACAUCUUCAUCCUGCCAGAGUCCUGGAUGCUCUUGCUGGGGUCUCCAGCUCGUCCAAAGCAUUGGAUAAAGAUUUGGGGCAUGAAAAUGAAGUUAUGAAACAGAACAGCAAAUCCCCUGGAAAAGUUCCGACCCCUGUGCUUGAGUUGUCAUGUGAUGUUGCUUGCUCUUCACCAGCGACCACAGAAGGAACUGAUGAACAAGAAGACUUCUUCAGAGUGUUGUCGCCCAAUGCCCUCAGCAAUGAAACAGAGAACCUCAGGCUGGAGUUUGACAGUGCAACUUCAAAGGCAUUGCGACCACUUGUAAGGUGCUACAGAAAAGCUGUGCUUGGUGACAUGUUGCUGGCGAUCCCAUUCUCUUCUUUAACGUCAUACCUCUGGUACCUCAGGGCGGUGUGUGAGUGUCUGGAGCAGGAGACGCGACACGCGCCUGCCGCCCUCUACCUGGCGGCUGCUGUGGCCGACUACUACAUCCCUGAGGAGAAGCUGUCCGAGCAUAAGCUGGAGUCGUGCACAGGUCCGCUGUCCAUCGAGCUCGAGCUGGUGCCUAAGAUGCUCCUGCCGAUGAUGAACGUUUGGUCGCCGAGUCUCUACGUGGUAUCCUUCAAGCUCGAGACCGAUGUCACUAAACUCCUAACCAAGGCCAAGGCUGCGCUGCACAAAUACGGCCAUCAUCUUGUGGUGGGCAACCUCCUCCAGACGCGCAGAGAACAAGUGACGCUCGUGGAGCCUUCAUCUCUCUGCAAUAAAAUUCAUUCAGCAUCUGGGGAAAAGUCAUUAUCGACUUCAACCACUGAUGAAUUUUCCGUAGAAACUCAUAUUCUGCAGCUGAGUGAUGACAACAGAUCUGCUGGACUGGAGAUUGAGGAACGAAUUGUUAUGGAGAUUUGCUCUAGACAUGAGAGUUUUAUUAAAAAUCGAUGCUCAUAAGACCGCGUUUACUUAUUUGGAUCAGUUGUUCUCGAACUGUUAUAAAUUUUCAUCUCUAGAUAGUAACAAAACUUUUUUGGGAAGGGUUCGUACUACAAGUGUCAGUGUGAUUCAUGUAUACCAAAAGUGUGUCAGUGCAACUAAUUUGUAACACUGCUGUCCAAACCUUUGAAAAGAGGUCAGUUGAAUAAUGCUGAUUUUGGUUACAAGAUCAAAGAUUUUGGGGAUCAAUAAUCCAAAAUGAUACAACCAAAUCUUACUGCUGAAGAUAUCUUUCGACUUUUAGCAAUUCAUCUUUCAUUAAUAAUGGAUGAUGAAUUCACGGACUAUACUCAAACAUAAUUUGUUGUCAGUUACAUAUGCAUUAACUUUUAUUUCGAGGCAAAGUGGCCAGGAGCAAAAGUUCUUAGCCCAGAACUUGAUAGUUGUGAUCUCGUUUAGUUGUUGAUUUUUUAACGCUGUUUUCUUGAUGCUUGUUCCAAUGCUUGAAUUUUGUCUUGUUAGGAUUUAUUUUUGAUGCUUUGAAAUAAGGAGGGUGGGUAGGCGCCGAGUAGAGGUUGCUACUAGGGAUCGUACUAUCAAAAAUAGUUACGAGUUCGUAACGCCGUUAGCCAAGCACCGACGGUUUAACAAGCUAAUCUUACCAAUCACAGACGACGAACGGGUAUGUACAAAGACCGUCACGUGUACUUAGGCCGCCACGUGUACUGUACUCAGGUCGCUACGUGUCGGGGCCCGUUGGAAUUUGAUUUACUUCCUGGCUGAUUCAACCCGAGACUUCCACAGAUUGGAGCCGCUGGUCUGAUUCUUCUCAAUCGUAAUAAUUUUUGCAUAAUUAAUUAAGGGUUGGCUUUCUUAAGUUGGUCAUUCAGGCUAUUCAUGCAGUACAUUUUUUUAUCAACAAAUGUAAUCAUUGAAAUCUUGUUUUCAUUUAUUUUGUUACGUUGUAUAUUGUUUAUUCACAACCAUGUAUUAUAACUAUAAGCGUUAAUGGAAUCUCAUUCUACGAUCGAACAAAUUGAUACGAUUUGGACUUAUUUUCUUUGAUCGUUGUUCUGUACCUAAUCUGUGUAGUAAUUAAAAUUAAGAAGACUAGAUUUUAAUUGGUUGUAGUUGCUCUGCAAGCCUACAGACGUUGUUAUAUUUGUCUAUGAACUGUUUUAGCGUAUUUUGCUGUGAUAAUACUGAGCAUAUUUCGUGACAAUAUUAUUUUUCGGUCGCUAUUAUAACUGUAAUUGCUGAAGCAAUCAAUACUCAAAUGCUUAUCAAUUUUUUCGCUUGAUUUUUCAAGAAAAUUUCCAUCAAUCGUUAACAUUGAAUCAAUAGAUUUUCCUUUGUUCUCUCAAAAGUAAUUACAAUUGAUACUAGUUUGAUCAAUGUGCAUCUACUGAAAAAAUAUGUCCAACACUUGGUACUGCAAUAAUUCUGAGAUGUUUUGUAUUAUUGACUGAAUUUUUUUGAAAGAAUUUCUUAGAAAUUGUGAUGGUGUAUUGUUUAUAAUAUAUAGCUAUACAAACAAUAGCUAUAUUGAUAGACUUCAUGGGAAACGUUCCCAGUGGUUGUUAUUAUAGACUCACGCACACUCAUCACUAAUAUUUUUAAAAUUUAUUUCUAGAUCUGCAGUUAUUGAGAGGACGAUUGGUUGUAAUAUUGUUUGAGUUUCAGUAUCUUGUCAUAGAUUACAUGUCCUGUUUGCGUCACAACUGAGCUUAUUUUAGCGUGCAUAUUUUGACUACUAAAUUAUCAUUUUAUCACUAAGAUAACAGUUAUAGUAAAAAAAAGUUAUCCUAACGAUACUAGGUAGGAUAUUUUGGAUUUCGAAUAGUUCUUGUUGUGUUGGAUUUGAAUUUAUUGUAAGUGCAUUUUCAUUAGCUUAAAUAAUUCAAUCCAGACGUCUUUACGUAUUAGUCCUGCUUAUGUAUCAAGAAUAUUAUUAUGGAUGAAGUGUUUUUUUUACUUAGAUAAGAACUGGGGAUGCUUAAUUCGUUACUCAUAUGAAUAUGUCGGUUUCAUGUCACACAUAAAUUGUAUUUUUAGUUCCUUAGAAAAUCCUAGUUUCAACUCGUCACAAAGUUCCCGUUAUUUCAUUUCUUUAUGAUAACCUGUUUGUUGAAACGCGACGCAAACCGAUGCUCAAAUUUCUAUUCUGUUUGCUAUUUGACGAUUACCUGGUCCAGUAUUUUGUUAUUUUGAUAACAUUUUAGGUAAUUAUGGCUUGUGCGAGGAUUUGAGAGCUAAGAUAACACCCAAUAUAUUCGCCAAAUCUUAGCUGAAACAGAGUGAAACUCAAGUUUUCAUCGAAGAAAUGGUGAGGUUACUCAGGGUUUCUUUGCUUUUAAAUUCUUGGUGAACGUUCAAUUUAAGCAUACUUUUAAUACGCGGCUUUUACAAUUUACAUUGAUUGUAUUAUAUCUUGAAUUAUUAAUUGAUAGUGAGACGGUUGGGACAUCGAUUUAUCUUAAUCAAGUUAAUGUCCGUUAAUUUGAAGUAAUUAGCCAGAAUAGCAUUCCAAAUUUCAGGCUUGUAUCUUAUUUAGGAAAGGGGAGCUAUUGAUCGAAUUCAUAGUUAAGAAACACUAUAGGCGACUACCGCCGCUGACCGCCUUUAUGAUCACUCUUAAAUUCAACUUAAUAAACUUGAAAUGAGUUCCGUGAGUUGCGAGAUGUUAUUUUUAUUGUUGUUCGUGUGCGACCGCGAGUUGCGUAUCACAGAUACCAACAGACUAUAAGACUGAGCUCUUCUCACUGUCGUGUUCUUUUCCUUUCUGGGUUUGUUCAAGGUAUGUUUGUACGUAAGCAAUGUGUUGUAUUCAAUUUGGUUGUUAUUGCGAGGUAUAAUUUUUAGCUUCGUUAGUGAAUUAAUCAAAGUUUGUUAGUUUUUAAUUCCAUGCUGGCUGAUAUGAUGAACUGUCGUAGUUGCUAACAACUUGGUGAAGUUAUCGAUAAUAGAAAAACUUACUUUUCGGUGAAGAAGUGAAGAUACAUGGUGAAUUAACUUCUCGUCAAUACUGAUAACCUCGCCAGUAGCUCUAAAGUCGCCGGCCGUCAACUGAAACGAUAUAUUUUAUAAAAAAACUAAACCACAUAUUUCUAACGCGAUCAAAACUUUGUAGUCAUCGUGUUGGUAUCAAACCCCUCAAAAUCUUAGUUCUGUCCAGUUAAAAACAAGUUAAACCGAAGUUAACAACCCGAAGUUAAACAAGUUAAACCCGAAGUUAACAACCCGAAGUUGAACAAGUUAAACCCGAAGUUAAAACAAUGGUUUUAACUUCGGGUGACGUGAGUCAACGCAUGUGCUGUUUUUGCCGAGUGGCAAAUGAUGUGGCUUUGACGGUAGCGUGUUAUUGGAUUUCAUUAUCUUGUUUUCAUUGUAAUUAAAGCAAACAGAUGACAUGAGCAUACAAGCUGCGCUGUAAGGCAAAAAAUAAAUAAUAAGUCGCUGA
Hyalella azteca is the source of this 4897-nucleotide messenger RNA. RefSeq names its product phosphopantothenate--cysteine ligase (gene Ppcs). The record is from RefSeq and is a predicted model, not a curated record. The coding region runs from base 238 to 1455 and encodes 405 amino acids. Lineage: Eukaryota; Metazoa; Arthropoda; Malacostraca; Amphipoda; Hyalellidae. Gene Ontology annotation, biological process: coenzyme A biosynthetic process. Gene Ontology annotation, molecular function: phosphopantothenate--cysteine ligase activity. The transcript is spliced from 7 exons. Gene Ontology annotation, cellular component: nucleus; cytoplasm.